Messenger RNA from Tetrahymena thermophila SB210, 663 nucleotides. RefSeq lists its product as hypothetical. Lineage: Eukaryota; Ciliophora; Oligohymenophorea; Hymenostomatida; Tetrahymenidae. The transcript has a single exon. The record is from RefSeq and is a predicted model, not a curated record.
AUGGCUGCUACAACUUAAGAUUAUGGAUUAAUUGAAAAUGCUAUUUUGAAUAAUAUUUAGAUCAUAAAAAAUGACUUUAUGCUUCUACAUUAAAGAUAAAAGGGAAUGAUAAAUUAACUUGAGAAUGAUUUCUUGCAAGCAAUCCCAGAGAAAAUAAAAAAUAUGUCAGUUGCUGAUUUCUUGUAUAAAUUUGAUGGUGACCUGAAUAAAGCCUUUUGCUAACUCUCAGUUGUUGAUUUAAAUUUAAGUUAAACUCUUUCUAAUGCCUCUACCCUUCCAUUAUAAAAUAAUACAAAUUUUGUUUCAAAUAAUAAUAAGCUAAUAUAUAGUCAAGUAUAAUCAAGCAGCUUUAUGGAGAAUUUUCCUAAAAGCAAUAACUACAACCCAAUAAACUCAAGCAACAGUAAAAGUAUUUUGAAAAACUCUAAAAGAAAAAGAAACGAGUACGAAUAGAACUAGAAAAAGCUUCUAAAUAAUCUAUAUCAGACACACCAAAAUAACUAUUCCAAUAACAAAGAAAACUUUUCACAAAAUGGAACAUCUCAAAUGCACUUCCAGCAGUAAUCGAAAUAAAAUACAGCUAAAAAAAAUAAUAAUACUAACAACAACAAUUAAAACUAAAAUACUACUUCAAAAAGCGGGAAAAAAAUCUGGAAAUUUUGA